Messenger RNA from Phragmites australis (common reed), 914 nucleotides. Its product is annotated as outer envelope pore protein 16-2, chloroplastic. Gene Ontology annotation, cellular component: chloroplast outer membrane. Lineage: Eukaryota; Viridiplantae; Streptophyta; Magnoliopsida; Poales; Poaceae. Gene Ontology annotation, molecular function: amino acid transmembrane transporter activity. The record is from RefSeq and is a predicted model, not a curated record. The coding region runs from base 132 to 656 and encodes 174 amino acids. The transcript has 6 exons.
GAGUUUACCGCCUCGGCCUUCUCUGCAGCGCCUGGCGUUUAUCUACACACCUGUAGAGGUGUUAGCGCCUACCAUCUUGUUGGGCACUUUGCAACAGCUGAACAGCGGAGGAGAACAGAGGAGCGAGGAAGAUGAGCAGCGUGGAGACGCAGGCCCGGGCGUUCGUGGACGAGGUGCGCUGCGGCCUGGAGAAGAACUGGAUGCUGGAUCUCGGCCACCCCCUCCUCAACCGCAUCGCCGAGAGCUUCGUCAAGGCUGCCGGGAUCGGCGCGGUCCAGGCGGCCGCGAGGGAAUCAUACUUCAUGGCAAUCGACGGCGAGGGAGGAUCGGUGUCCGGCACCACCGGCUCAAGGAAACGGUCGUUCCCGGAACUUAAUGGGACUAACAGUAGCAAGUCAGUUGAGGCUAUGGUGAAAAGCGUGAGCAAAGAGUCGUUGCAGUGGGGGCUCGCGGCAGGGGUGCACUCCGGCCUGACCUACGGCCUCACGGAGGUGCGCGGGGCGCACGACUGGAGGAACAGCGCGGUGGCCGGCGCCAUCACGGGCGCCGCGGUCGCACUGACGUCGGACUGCGCGUCGCGCGAGCAGGUCGUGCAGUGCGCCAUCGCCGGGGCCGCGCUGUCCACGGCCGCCAACGUGCUCUCCGGCAUAUUCUGAACCACCGGAAACGUUUGUUCUGUCACGUAGAUCGCCACUCUAGUUGUGAGUCUUAUUUGGGCGCUCUAUGGAAGGGUGGUGUACCGCCAUGUUGCCAUUGUUACGUUUUAGUGUAAGCAACUUGUACGGCAAUUGGAUCCUUGUAUCCAACUAUCCAUGCUUUCAGCUUUCCUGUAUGCGGACCGGAGGAUUUUCUUGUUACAUGCAUCGUAUCUGUUGCUGCAGCUAUAUAUAUUGAGCAUUCAUGACAAUCAUCAA